GUCCGCGCCGCGUAAAACAGGUGUCGUAGUCUCGUACACGAUUUCCGAUCGACUUCAAGUCGGCGCUUCGCGGGUGUAAAAAUGCCGUGAAACCCUUUUGUCUUCUGUACUGUGAAAUACCUCUCCUCUCUCCCAUUCUAUCUUUUGCCGCUUUAACCUCCUUCGAAAAAAGAAGCCUCAAAUGGCGGAAGAAGAGAAGGGGAAGGAGAAGAAUCCGAAGAAUAAUCAGAAUGCAAAGAAAAGAAAAAGGAAAGACGUCUUCAUCUAUGGAAAUUACAAAAGCUAUUACGGCUACCGUAUUGGGCAUGACAAGAGCGAAGAUCCGCGACUCUCUGUGUUAAAUAAGGAAUGGUUUGAAGACAAAGAUUGCUUGGAUAUCGGCUGCAAUCAAGGUCUUAUUACCAUCGCCAUUGCAAAAAAGUUCUCUUGUCGAAGCAUUCUCGGAGUAGAUAUUGAUGCUGGUUUAGUUGAGAAUGCGAAUUGGAACCUCAGAAGAAUAGUUAGAAUGGAACAUGCUGGUGGCAAAUCUGUCAAUGCCAGCACACCAGAUCUUUUGGAGAGAGUAAAUGGCUUGCACCAGAGUACUUCUGCAUCUUCAAGUGAGGUAGCAGUGGAUCUUCCAAAAGAACCGAGUCCUUUGAAGGAGCACACUCUACUUGAAAGAGUUUCAUUUCAAACAGAGAAUAUCAUCAAGAGCAUGAAUGCAUGCUGGGAGAAGUAUGACACAAUUCUUUGUUUGAGUGUAACAAAGUGGAUCCAUCUGAACUGGGGCGAUGAUGGAUUGAUUACUUUAUUUGUGAAGAUUUGGAGACUUCUUCGACCGGGAGGCAUUCUUAUAUUGGAACCUCAACCUUGGAAGUCGUAUAAAAAUAACCGCCUGGUAUCCGAGGCUUAUGUGACCUUAUCAACAGAUUGGAUGGCAAAUAAAAACUACCGAAACAUUAAGAUGAGCCCUAAGAAGUUUUUAAUGGUAGGGUGUUCAAUCACCACUGUUUCUUGGAGUAUGGUCCACCUGAUAAUUGGAUCUUCUUAAUUUUUGGUAUCAUGUUAUAAAGUGAUCUAAAAAAACUGAUGGACGGAGUAGAUACAGAAUACACACAUCAAGGUGAGCUCCAUGGUACGAGCUGCAUUGUCUUGGGUGAGGCCAGGGUCUCACCUAAUCCACUCCCCUGCACCACACAACAAGCAACAAAAUUUCUUGAAGUGUGAAAUUUACUUGGGCCCCACGCUGAUGUAUUUCUUAGAUCCACACCUUCCAUCUAUAUUUUCAGAUCAUUAUAGGAUACGAACCCAAACACAAUAUAGAUCAAAUAUCGUAUUGAUACAAAACUUCUGUCACCCUUGGUGUUCAAUCCCCACUGUUUUGUGUGGUAUGGCUCACAUGAGUUUUGGAUCUGCCUGAAUUUUAGACUCAUGUCCUAUUGUGGACUUGCAAAUCACAUGGAUGGAGUGGAUUUGUCAUGUACAUCUUUGUGGGCUCCACAGCCCCGGGCACCAAAAUAUCUAUGUGAUGGAGUCACAGGCAAUCUGCGGAUUGGGUAGCUAAAGAUGGACGGUUUUUGUUAAGGGGUUUGUAGGGUCCACCAUGAUGUAUAUGUUUUAUCCAUUAUGUCCAUCCAUUUUGACAAAUAAUUUUAAGGCAUGAGUGAAAAAAUGAGGCAGAUUGAAGGCUCAAGUGGUGGACCACACCACAGGAAGUAGUGGCGAUUGAAAGCUUACCAUUCAAAACUUCUUGGGGGGCUUAGAAGUUUUGGAUCAAGCUGAUAUUUAUUUUUUCCUUUCAUAUAGGUCUAUGUGACCAUACGAAUAAGUUGGAUGGCAAAUAAACAUCACAGCAGGCCUUUAGGAAGUUUUCAAUUGUAGGAACUCAAAUCUCCACUACUUCCUGUGGUGUGGUCCACUUGAGCCUUCAAUCUGACUUGGUGCCUCCUUCUUAGGCUCAUGCCACUAAACAAUCAGCGUGAUCCAAAACUUUUGUGGCCUACAAAAAGUUUUUAAUAGUCAAUGACCAUUGUUUCUAUGGUUGCCUACACGCAUUAAGAGGUUACCGUAUAAUAUUGGGCCAAGGUAACAGUGCCAUUUGUACGAGUGGGACCUAGGAUCUAAUGAUGAGAAGUGUUUUUCUGAUGGGACAUCCACCGAUGUGCCUAAGAACUUUGCAUUCAACACUUUCAUAUAUUUAUUUAAUUCCAUAGUACUCAUUGCUUAAUAUCAUCGAAGGGUUAUGAUUAUUCUAUCAAGAAGAGUAUAGCACAUGGUUCAUUAAUUGAGAGAUCAUGUUUGAGAGAUGUAUGUGGAUGGGGCAUAGGUGUGCCAAAUUUGGUGGCAAGGCAAUAGCGUGUUUUGUUUCAUUUUUUCCAAAAAGAUAGAAAUUGAGACAAUAGGGACAAAUAUGACAAAUUGCCAAAUUUCAGACAUUUGUGGUUUGUUUUUACCAAACAGGUUUUUGUGAAGAAAAAAAAAAACUUAUUUUCAGAUAUCAGAACUUUUUUCAGACAAAUUACGAAAUGGAUUUUUCAGUAAUAAGGACAAAAUUCAGCAGUUUAAGCUUUCAGCAACUAAAUUAAUUUUCAGACCUUAUUUUUCAGUUUACUAAACAACACCUUAGUUUCUAUAAGCUUUUCCAAGCCACGUGGAUGGGAUGGCUGCGAUUGUCUCACGAAAGUGAUUCUUUAGAAACAUGGGCAAUCCAUCAUGGUCCCUAACAAAUGAUGGAUCAAAUUGUUGAUUGGACCUAUUUGUGUAAAUGAUCUUGACUAUCCAUGUUUAAGGCCAUUGAUCAUCAAAUGUUUAAUACUUGUCAGAUGAGUGUGAUAUUUUCCUUGGAAGCCCAUGAAAUGCAUGUUCGACCUGAUGAACAGUCCAGAUUAAUGGAUUGGAAGUGUCCUAAGGCAAGUAGGAGCACUAUAACAGUGCUCUGAGAGAACUUGAGCAUUUCUCCAACAUAAUAUUCAGAAUAUCCAUAUCUGCUUUCAGAAUAGUUGUACUCAAACAUAUGCCAAAAACUGUGUUGUUAGAGAAUUUAGUUGGUUCUUUUAUUCCCCAAAACUGAAGAAAUGAAUAAAACCAUCAUACUGAUGCAUUAAACAAUAGAAGUUUACAUAGGCUUAUUAGAUUAUUUAUUGUUUCACAAAAGUGAAAAAAUAAAUGCUGUCUUCAAGAAUCACUGAAGUGGUUGAUUGGUAUUUACCGGAAGUAUAUGAAAGCCAUCUUGCAGUUGCACAUCGAACACCCUUCAGAAUAACUGCCAUGGCUUUAGUAUACUAUUGAUCCACCACUACCAAGGUAUUCAAUAAUGGUAGUGGUUGGCCGUUCGACUGCUACAUUGCAAGCUAUAAUGGUCGGUUUAUUUAUUUAUUUAUAAAUUUCCAAAAUAUGAGAGGAUUCCAACUAUAUAUUCUUUUCUGGUUUUGAACAUAUUUAUGAAGGUGUAAUAGACCAUUCUUUGGUAAGAAUGCUGUCUUGAGCUGCCUGAUGAUUUUAUUGACUUGAGGGCUCAAUCUGACUUCAAAAUUCCUAUAUUUAAUUUUUUAAAUAUCUAAUAUCAACGAUUUAACAUAAAUAUGAUUAUAUGAGCAUGAAUCUAAUGAUGAGAUAAUUAUAUAUUGAUAUUUAUAUAACCAUUUUAGCACGGAUAACUAUAGUAUAUCUGAUUUAGGAUAACUUGAAUGCCCCCAAAAUGGCUUGAAAUCUUGGUGCGGUUUAUGGAACUCAUCCCACUAAUACAUAUCCUUAACCAUUUAACACUAUUUCCCUAAAGAUAUUUGAGAAAAAAGAAUAAUAAAAAAAAUUCAGGGGAAUAGUGCCAAGUUGAUUUAGGACCACCGGAAUGAACUCCAAAACGGUAUGAAAUUCAUACUACAUGUGGAACUCAUCACACUAAUGCAUUUCCCUAACCGUUUGACCCCACUUCUCUCUCAACAAAUUUAAGGAAAAAAAUAAAAAUUAAAUUCAAAUGAAUUGUGUCGAGCCUAGUUAGAAUAACUCAAAUCCCCCUAAAACAACUCAAAAUUCAUGAAAUCUAUAGAAUUCAUCUCACUAAUAUAUAUCCCUAACCAUUUGACACUCUCUCCCUUAAAAAAUUCAAGGGAAAAAAUUACAUUAAUUUAGGAUGGUGCCGGGUUGAUUAAGGACCACUUGCAUGCCUCUAAAAUGGGCUGAAAUUCAUGCAUUCUGUGGGAUUUAUCCCACUAAUGCAUAUACCUAAGCAUUUGACAUCACUCCCCUUAAGAAAUUUGAAGAUUUUCGUUUAUUUUUAUUUUAUUUAAAUCUAGCACUAUUCAUUAAAAGAUGACCUGAAAUUACAAAAAAAAAAAAAAAAGAAAAAGAAAAGUAAUGGAAAAUGCUGAAUUAGUGCAUGCAUGAGUAGAUCUAAACUUACAAGUAUUUGAACAAUCUACACUCCAAAUUUUA
This is a messenger RNA of Magnolia sinica, 4413 nucleotides long. RefSeq names its product probable RNA methyltransferase At5g51130. Gene Ontology annotation, molecular function: RNA methyltransferase activity; snRNA binding; O-methyltransferase activity. The record is from RefSeq and is a predicted model, not a curated record. Bases 182 to 1033 code for a protein of 283 amino acids. Gene Ontology annotation, biological process: snRNA modification. Lineage: Eukaryota; Viridiplantae; Streptophyta; Magnoliopsida; Magnoliales; Magnoliaceae. The transcript is spliced from 7 exons.